Bolinopsis microptera is the source of this 4280-nucleotide messenger RNA. RefSeq lists its product as uncharacterized. The record is from RefSeq and is a predicted model, not a curated record. Bases 51 to 2444 code for a protein of 797 amino acids. Gene Ontology annotation, molecular function: protein binding. Lineage: Eukaryota; Metazoa; Ctenophora; Tentaculata; Lobata; Bolinopsidae. The transcript is spliced from 12 exons.
CUUGGUUAAAUAUUGUUGUUACUUUCUCCUUACACUUCUCUCUUCAAGCCAUGAUGCCCCAAAAAAGAAGAAGAGUCCGCCGUAGCAGUAAAAACGAACUUCAAUUUGAGACCUACUAUGUAACGGGUAUAUCCAGUGAGGGAGAUGGGAGUGGAAGUGGAAGUUCCAAUAAUCUUAAAAUUACUACCUGUCAUACUGAUUACCAGAUAUACGACAUGUCGGGGGCACUGGAAAAGUCGCCCCCACCCUGCCACCCCAAGAAUUUCUUUUUUGACAAGUGGGAAGAUACUGACGUGACGCUAAACGUGGGGGACCUUGUCUUCAGAGGUCACAAGAAACAUCUUGCACGAUGUUGUCGGUAUUUUGAGGGGAUGUUUGGUAAUAACAUGCGAGAGUGCCGGAAGAAGGAGAUAACAAUUCACGAGGUAGACGAGGCCAGUUUCAGAGCCAUCCUCACCAGUUUCUACACUGGGUUUCUGUCUGUUUGUUCUCAGUGUGUCAUCAGGAUUCUCAGAACAGGAACGUUUCUACAUUGUGAAGUGGUGAACGAUGUGUGUGAGAAUUACAUGCUGUCUCAUAUGGCCCUAGCUACAGUGUUUGACGUGUUUGAUAUUGCAGCUGAGUUGGGUUAUGAAAGGAUCACCAACCAGGCCAUCAAACUCAUCUGCUCUAAUCUAGGACCAGAAGCUAACCUGUUUGAGACCGAGGAUUUUCUGAACCUAACACCAGGAAGAAUGUCUAUUCUCCUAGACAACUGGUGGACUAACUGCAGUGAAACAGAGUUAGCAACAGCAGUUAUACGCUGGGCUGCUCGCACGUGGGAGUGGUACGAUAUCCUGGCUCCUGGAGCUGUCACCUUGUCACCUGGAUCAGGUGUUCUAACACCCUCCAGCUCUAGGAGGAGUAGCAGCACCUCUUUCAAUGACAACGCUUCGUUUAAUGACAGCGGAAUUGUCGUAAGUGACGGAUACUUGGUGGAGUUCUCUGAGGAAAUGCUUGAGAUUCCAUCCCCUCCUCCCUCCCUUCCACCUCCCUUCCUUCCUCCCCCGCCCCCGGGUACUGUCUCUCCACCAACCUCCCUCCCAGGGACUUCAGACGAUUUCACCGAGACUCCUUCUCCAAGAUCCGGACGUACCACUAAAACUUACAAGAGACGCUCAAGAAGCUCACCAAGAAAAGCAGCGGAAACUUCAACCAGACAAGCUGUAGAAAGCAGCGGAAAACGAAAGCGAAAGCGAGAGGACGACACUGAAAGCGAAACCGAGUUGCAGAUCCGAGGUCUAGCUCAGGUCCAGCAGGGACAGCGUGAGAUCAGUGAGGUUCUCAAGAAACUGGAGUUUAAUAACAUGGAGAUACGGUCUUUGCGGGGGUUCCUGAAGCAAGAUAUCAUUGUGAAAGUUCCGGAAGUGUACCAUCACAUCAGACGGCUAGCUGGAGCGGUUCAGUAUAGGUGUUUCCCAGAGAGAGGGUCUAAAGUAUCAGUGUCUCUCUGCUAUCACCGCUGUUACAGAACCUGCGAGAACCCUACCCGAACCACCGUCCUGUACUACUAUCACAACAACAGGUGGCAAAUCCUCGACAACGCCUUCAACAUCAACCUCAUCUCCGUCAAGUCCCUCGUUCUAAGCGACUUCCUCUACCUGUUCGGAAUGCAGAAACUACCUGGACAGCAGGCAGAGCCACGAGCGUUCCGGUUCAACCAGUUUACGGGGGUGUGGAGUGAGAUCGCUGUUCCGCCACAUUCUUUUAAUGCCAAUGUGAGGUGUUUGGCGUACAAGGGUACUAUUCUUAUGAUAGGGGCGACAACUAGUCUGGAUCCAGGAUUGUCUACAGUCCAAAAAAGCUUUGUUAGAGUGUUACAAUACAUUCCUCACACUGACUCCUGGCAAGAGCUAGAAACAGAGUUACCAAUAACAAACUAUCAGCUGCAACGUUACGUUAGUUCUAUCAUUGUACACGAGGGACUACUCUACUACGUAUCUCAUAAUACUCUCUGCUCUUUCAAUAUCGACGAGGAAGCACCUCGGCAGAGGGUGGUAGCGGUGAUAAGUCAGAUGUUCACUGAUAUCAGUAACUAUUGGCUCUUUGCUUACCGGGACACAAUAAUAAUAUUGGGUGGUCUCUGUACCGUACAGGGAGGCGGCAACUGGCAGAACAGAGAGAUCCUGAUCUACAAUCUGACCUCGGAGUCCUGGACCAUCAUCCAGAACCACAAGCCCUCCCCAAUGUACGAGAUGUUAACUGGCAUGAUCUACCAUGAUAAGAUAUACACAGUGAGUCACGCUGCAGUAGGAGGUGACAGUGUAGCUAAGGUAGAGCUGUUCGACCUGACACGACACAAGUGGAAGAAAGGAACCAACUUAAAGUACGACAGUCCGGUACACUGUGUAGAGUACGGUCUCACUGUGGGCUGCAUGCUCGUCAAACCUCAGGAAUCAGACUAACUUCCUACAUUCUUAGCUUUCUAACUUCCUAGAUUCCUAGCUUCCUAACUUCCUAGCUUCCUAACUUCCUAGCUUCUUAACUUCCUAACUUCCUACAUUCUUAGCUUCCUAACUUCCUACAUUCCUAGCUUCCUAACGUCCUAGCUUCCUAACUUCCUAACUUCCUACAUUCAUAGCUUCAUAACUUCUUAGCUUUUUAGCUUCUUAACUUCAAAGUGUGUUCGAGCUGACUAUUUGAUAACUUUUUUAAUCGUCCCAUUAACCUUACUUUGUAGCGAACUUUUUGUUAAUGUCUUAUUUAGAAUUUAAAAUUUACUUUUAAGUUCACUAAACAAUUUUAAGAUUUAUAAUAUGCGACCAACUUUGUUUCUAAUAUUGUGAGAGUGAACGGUGAAAUCGCAAAUAUAUCAUGUGAUACAGUUGAUACUGUCACUUUCACUUUCACGUUCGCUUUCUUAAUUCUUUGUUUUUCUUCCUUGUGCAUUGUCCACCUCACAAUAGAGUCCUUUCUUUGAAUAUAAAUGCUAAACUUUAUCUAUGUGUAAAAGAAAAAGACGUAUUGCAGUUUUCUGUAAUCAUUUGUAGUCGAUAUAUUCUAAUUCAAAUAUAAAUGAAUGAAGUAAAAUUUUAAAGAUAAUUUGAACGUUAGAUAUUUUAAGAAUUAAGUGAUAGUUGCUACCUUAUCUAUCAAAUCCUAUUGCAUCAUUAAGAAUGAGAUCAUACAAAACGUCCAAUAGAAUUUAGAAAAUGUGCUUGUUUGGCGAUCAAGUUUUGGUCGUAAUAUUUGCAAGUCUAAAUGAGUAUUAUAAUAAUGCUAUGCAAUAGGAUGUGAGUCUAUUUAAAGUGUUUAUCUACUCAUUAAUUUAUGAUUGACAAAUUUAAAAUCUGAUCUAAGUUUCGUUUAAAUAGAGUAACAGGUAAAUGUAAUGUAUGAUACAUUUUAUGUUUAACUUUAAUAUGCAUUAUUUUAUAUCUGAUAUUAAUUUAAAUGGGCAUAUUUGUAAAAACGUUAUGUUAUAUUCUUAUAUUUAUGCUAUUAUUUUUUAUCUCAGACAUUUUUAAGUUCCAUAAUCUUAAAUCUGCUCUAAUUAUAAAAUUGAAAAUAUGAUUAUUACAAUUAAUAUUAUAAGGGGUGUAAUUUACGACUUAUUGUUAUUGUGUAUGUAUCAUACAAAUUUAAACGAAAUAAUGUGUUAAGUUUUAAGUUUAAACUGUUAAAGUUUGGAGUUUGAUUAUGGGCUCUGAGUGAGUUGCCAUUCUUAAGCGAGUUAAAUUUUUAAAGCGAGUUGUAUUUUAAAGUGAAUUGUAUUUUAAAGUGAGUUAUAAUUUUAAUCUUCGAUCAAUUUAUUUUAUUGACGGUUACACAAAUUAUUUUCUAAGAUAUGGGAUUAUAUAGAAUGAUUUUACAUCUUCGUACAUUGAAAAUUCAAUUUAAACUGUUUAGUAGAUCACUAGGGCUGUUGAAACUACUUUUUUUUAAACAACCCAUAGGAAAAAUUUCAUUUGUGUCCUAAAAGGCGAAGUCUUAUUUUGAACUUCUACACAAUUGAAUUAUUAGUUUUCUACACGAGUUCGAUCUUUUAAUGUAUACACUCUUUAUUUGAAAUAUACCUUAUAACGUUUGAUUUGUAAAAUGCGUUGAUAAUGUACGUGUAAUUAACUUGUUUAAUUUGUAGUAAUCUUAAUUUAAAUGUAAUAGAGUACUUUUAAUUUCAAUAAUUCAACAAUUGUAGUGGCAGGGCUUGCAUCUGUUUUUGCAUGGUCGACUUGAGGUCUGUAUUAUAGGUUUCACAUUGUUUUAAAUUAAUUUUCUUUACAUUUACACAUUUCAAUUUU